Molecule: messenger RNA, 1096 nt
Organism: Colletotrichum navitas
Lineage: Eukaryota; Fungi; Ascomycota; Sordariomycetes; Glomerellales; Glomerellaceae
Exons: 3
Coding region: 329-889 (186 amino acids)
Source: RefSeq, a predicted model, not a curated record
CACCUCAGCGUUAGCUAACAGCUCCGCUAAAUCGCCUCAGUCACAUCAUAAGGAUUCGGCUCCUGGCAAUAUUUGUACGGAUGCCUGCGGCGGAAACCCAAUGAUCGUAUAGGGGGAAGACUGUUGCGGAUAGAGAAGAUCCAGAGGCCCGCUUGCGAAGUAGUCUCCCAAGGACAUUAUAGAGAUUGUCUGAAACUAUAUAAAGUCUCUUCUUCACAGAUUUCAGAACUGUCUCUACCCUCUUCACAUCGACACUUCAUCGCCCCGUCAUCUUUUGUCUCUCCUUCUCACUCUCGCGACUUAGUCUCACUACACCACUGCCUUCAAGAUGGUCAACUUCAUCCUCACCGCUGGUCUCUUGGCCCUCAUUCCCCUCGUCGCUGCCGCGCCGGCUGCCGUCGCGGAUAACGUUGAAGUUAGAGAGGUGGGGGUUGUUCCCUUUUCCUUCGAGAAGUGGGCAGACGACAUCAUCACCAACCCCAACGGCCAGCAUCCUUCGCCCGAGGAGGCUAUUGCCCUCGCCUUCAACCAGACCUCAACCGAUGGACUCGAGAAGCGUCAGGCCGAUGUCAGCUGCACCUUCAACGACCCUGCGCAUGCCGCCUCGGUCGCCGACGCCGUCUGGUGCAUCGACUUCAUCGCCCAGCGCGCCAACGUGGAGUGCAAGGCCGUCGUCAGCGCCACAGCCUUCUGCCGUCGCGGCCAGGCCCAGAUCACCGGCGUGGCAACCGGCGGUAACCCUCCAAGGGAUACUUCCAGCCCCUGCGGCAACGUUGCCCGCUCGGCCGGUGCCAUUAUGGAUGCCUGCACCCGUGACGGCCUCGUCUUUGGGCAGAACAAUGCCUGGGGCAACGGCAACAUGCGGGUGCAUAUCCGCUCCCCCUACUGAUCGGGUGGUUUGGCCGACGUCAGAGGUGGCAUGGGGCGUCCAGGUGUGCAUGUUGAUAAUUGGACAUAAGGAUUGGGAUUUUGGUUCUAUCGAGUGUCGAGUGUCAAAUGAUGGCAAUGUGAAGAAAUCCGACUUUUGGAAUAUACAAGAAUUCCUUUUUAGUAAUCGAAAUAUAACUCAGAUUGCCCAACUUAUAGCAACUUAGAU